Humulus lupulus (European hop) is the source of this 3065-nucleotide messenger RNA. Its product is annotated as G-type lectin S-receptor-like serine/threonine-protein kinase SD2-2. Bases 28 to 3009 code for a protein of 993 amino acids. Gene Ontology annotation, molecular function: ATP binding; protein kinase activity; zinc ion binding. Gene Ontology annotation, biological process: recognition of pollen; protein phosphorylation. The transcript has a single exon. The record is from RefSeq and is a predicted model, not a curated record. Lineage: Eukaryota; Viridiplantae; Streptophyta; Magnoliopsida; Rosales; Cannabaceae.
ACAUUUAAUUCGAAAAGAAACAAACUGAUGAAGGGUAAAAUUGUCAUUUCAGAAAGAGCUCGAAAAACUUUCAAGUUUCAUCCAAUCUCCUUUGUCAUUGAAAAGUUAGCUUUCUCAGACACCCAUGAAUAUCUCUAUAGAAUAUCUUCUGCUCUUUCUCAAUUAAUGAACCACAUAGAUAAAUAUUCAUGGAAUCAAUUAAUUUUCCGGGAAAGUGAUUUUCUAGCUACCCAAACACUUCAAAGAAAAAUGUUGCCAAAGCCACCACUUCCCACCAUUGUUUUUCUUCUUUCCUUGACCUUUCUUGUAAUGAUCUCGAAUGCCAAUCUUACUCCAAAUUUUGAAACGUACGAAACCCAUGUCCAGGUAAGUGCUUACAGUUCAAAAUUACAGAGACACAGAAGAACAAGUUCUUAUUCCUUAUAUGGGUCUUCCGAGAUUUCCGACCCUCGGAAGCGUGUUCAGAGUUCAGUCCCAUCUGAAACGACGAGGCAAAUUGAGGAACUGGUCUCGACCAAGGUCUUAAUGGAAGCAAAUACAACAAUCUUCAGCAAGAACAAUACGUUUCAGCUUGGGUUUUUCACUCCGGAUGGGAGUCGGCACUAUCUGGGUAUUUGUUAUCGUUUAAUUUCACCGCCGACCUACAUUUGGGUUGCGAACCGAGAGAGACCCAUUAAGAAUAUAUCGACUUCGACCUUGGAAAUCACUGAGACUGGACGAUUGGUGGUCAAGGAUUCCGUUGGUUCGCUCGUGUGGCAGAGCACGAAUCGCGAAAUUGGGACAUCCCUCAAUCUCUUGGAGAAUGGUAACCUGGUUCUUUUCACCAGCGAAGGCACGGUUUCGUGGCAGAGCUUCGACUAUCCGACUGACACGUGGCUUCCGGGAAUGAACCUCACCACGGCAAAGAGCUUGAUUAGUUGGCGGAGCUCAUCGGACCCUUCUCCGGGUUUGUACUCUUUGAGACUCAGACCCGACUACAGCGAGUUCGAGCUCGUCUUCAAUGGUAGUAUACCUUACUGGAGCACCGGAAAUUGGACCGGCAAGACUUUCUCCAAUGUUCCAGAGAUGACGGUGCCGUACAUAUACAGGUUCCAUUUUGACAACCCUUUCAUGGCAACUGCGUCGUUUGGGUUUGCGGAGACGGCGUUGGACGGGUUGAGUCCGCCGCUGACCCGGUUCCAACUGCAUUAUUUGGGUCAGCUCAAGCAGAACACAUGGUCGCCGCAGGUAGAGAAUUGGAACGUGUUCUGGCUUGAGCCCCGCAACACGUGCCUGGUCUUUGGUUCGUGUGGAAAGUUUGGGCUCUGCGAUAGCCUAACUGAGAAAUGUAAUUGCCUCUCUGGUUUUGAACCCAUUAAUAAGUUAAAUUGGGAGUCAUCUAGGGAUUACUCUGAUGGUUGUCACCGUGUGAACGACGCUGUUUCUUGUGAAGAAAAAGCUGAUGAUAGGUUUGAACAGGUUGGUAUUGCGAGCUUAGACGAUAAUCGAGAAACUGAAGUUGAGUCUUUUAACUCUAGACUUGAUCUCUGUCAAAAGGCUUGCUUGGAAAAUUGCACUUGUGUUGGUGUGUACUAUGAUGAGAGGACUAAUUUGUGUAAACAUUUAUUUGGGUCUCUCUUUAACUUGAGAAAUUUGACCUCUGAUAACAUGAAUUUGGAAGUAGUCCAUGUAAGGGUAGGGAAAGGAGGUAUUCUAAAGAAGAAGAAAAGGCAUUUCAAUCCUGUAGUUUUGGCUGCUAUCAUUGUUGGGUCGAUUGCGGUUCUGGGAUUCGUAAUGGUAGGUGUGUUAUUUUUCAAGAGAUUAAAACGGCGGAAGACAGUAGAAGAAGACGGCGACUUCCCAGUAUUGACUUUGAAAGUGUUUACUUAUAAAGAGCUUCAUCAGAUUACAAGGGGUUUCUCGGAAAAAAUAGGCCAUGGUGGUUUUGGAGCAGUUUUCCAAGGAAAGUUACUAUCGGAUUCCACUACCCUUGUUGCCGUGAAACGCCUCGAGAGGCCAGGCAGUGGAGAGAAAGAGUUCCGAGCUGAGGUUUGCACUAUUGGGAACAUUCAGCAUGUCAAUCUUGUGAGACUUAGAGGAUUUUGCUCGGAAGAUUCUCAUAGACUUUUGGUUUAUGAUUACAUGCCAAACAGUUCUCUGAGUGUUUACUUACGCAAAGAAGGUCCAAUCUUGAGUUGGGAAUCGAGAUUUAAGGUGGCCAUUGGUACGGCCAGAGGUAUUGCUUAUCUCCAUGAAGAAUGUAGAGAUUGCAUCAUUCAUUGUGAUAUCAAACCAGAAAAUAUUUUGCUUGACAGUGAUUACACACCUAAAGUUUCAGAUUUUGGGUUGGCAAAGCUACUUGGCAGGGACUUUAGCAGGGUUUUAGCCACAAUGAGGGGUACGUGGGGCUACGUUGCCCCAGAAUGGAUAUCAGGCGUGGCAAUCACAACCAAGGCUGAUGUUUAUAGUUACGGAAUGACAUUGAUAGAACUAAUUGGUGGCCGUCGUAAUGUGGAAGCACUGCCAUCUGCUGGCGGCAAAGAAGGCAGAGGACCAACAGCCGACAAAUGGUUCUUUCCUCCAUGGGCUGCACGCCAGAUAAUCGAGGGCAAUGUGGCGGCAGUGAUUGAUCACAGGCUUGGUGGGGCGUAUGAUGUUGAUCAAGCAAGACGUGUUGCAUUGGUGGCAGUGUGGUGCAUACAGGAUGAUGAAGCAAUUAGACCUACAAUGGGGACGGUGGUGAAGAUGUUGGAAGGACUUGUGGAAGUGACUGUUCCUCCAUCUCCAAAAUUGUUGCAAGCACUGGUUUCAGGGGAGUCUUUUCAUGGAGUUAAUACUAAUUCUGGAAGUGGCGGCGGGGUACCUACUGGCACUGGUAGCGGCAUCCCCCCUCUGAAUAUUCGAUUAUCAAAUGCUGGUGCUGAAUCAUCUCUUGGUAAUGCCUCUUCUUCCCCUGUAAAUGCAAAUACGAAUGAACCCCAUGAAGUUCAUGAGCUUCAUAUACCAAAGGUAUAUGCACAUACAAUAUAGUAGCUUUCUUCCUCUUGUAAAAAUGGAGUUAUAUAAAAAAAAAGUGAUUUGCUGUA